AAAAAUAGUACACUAAAUUAUUCGUUUUAAAAAGAAUAUUCUCGAAUAACAAGACAAUUAACUUUAUAUCGGGUAUAAGGAAAUUGUAGCCGAAUUGCGAUAACACACAGCUUUUUGCAAAAACGCACUUUAUCUUAUUAAUGUCACACUAAUACCCCUACUUAAGAUAAAAGACAGUAAAAUAACAAUUACAUUUGACACAUUAGCUUAUGUAACUGCUACGUAGAUUCACUAAAAAAAAGAACAUACAGACAAAUUGAUAACCUCCUCCUUUUUGAAGUCGACUAAAAAUGGCUUUCGCAGACAAGGUUGUUUUUAUCAGUGGUGCAAGUUCAGGAAUUGGAGCAGCUACUGCUAUAGAAUUUGCUAAAGAAGGUGCAAACGUUGUAAUCAAUGGACGAAACGAAACCAAAUUAAAAAAUAUUUACCAAAAAUGUGAAGAAUACGGUAAAAAAACAUUAAUUGUUAAAGCUGAUAUAUCAAAAGAUGAAGAAGCAAAGAGAGCUAUUGAAGAAACUAUUAAGCAGUUCGGACGACUUGACGUUCUGGUGAAUAAUGCAGGAUUCUCAAAAUCUGGAACCAUACUCGAUGGGAAUUUAAUGUCAAGUUACGAUGCUGUAAUUGCUACAAAUUUAAGAGCUGCAAUGCAUUUAACUGCAUUAUCAGCACCACAUUUAAUUAAAACGAAGGGAAAUAUAAUAAAUGUGUCAAGUGUGUUAGGGUCUUUAAUGCCAAUAUCACCAAUAUUAACUUCUUAUUGUGUGUCUAAAGCAGGUCUUGAUCAUUUCACCCGAUGUGCAGCUUCAGAACUAUCGGAAUUCGGAGUACGAGUAAAUAUAGUCAGUCCUGGCCCAGUAGUAACAGAUUUUCAAGAAAAUUCCGGUUUGGUUGGUUUCACGGAUCAAUCAGUUUUGACAGCAUUAAAAAGAGUUUCAGGAUCAGAAGAGAUAGCAGAUUUGAUUUUAUUUUUAGCUAGUGAUAAAGCAAAAGGUAUUACUGGUUCCAACUAUGUAUGUGACAAUGGUUUUCUUUUAAAAUAAAAUGCAAUGAAUAAUCUUU
Papilio xuthus (Asian swallowtail) is the source of this 1059-nucleotide messenger RNA. RefSeq lists its product as uncharacterized. The record is from RefSeq and is a predicted model, not a curated record. NCBI's taxonomy places the organism in Eukaryota, Metazoa, Arthropoda, Insecta, Lepidoptera, Papilionidae. Gene Ontology annotation, molecular function: oxidoreductase activity. The transcript has a single exon. Bases 291 to 1040 code for a protein of 249 amino acids.